Charadrius vociferus (killdeer) is the source of this 7831-nucleotide messenger RNA. It is a transcript of the gene MYO15A, whose product is annotated as myosin XVA. Lineage: Eukaryota; Metazoa; Chordata; Aves; Charadriiformes; Charadriidae. Gene Ontology annotation, cellular component: myosin complex; cytoskeleton. Gene Ontology annotation, molecular function: protein binding; cytoskeletal motor activity; ATP binding. The record is from RefSeq and is a predicted model, not a curated record.
AUGCAGUCGCUGUGCAGCCUGCCCAUCGUGCGGUACCAGGAGCCGCAGGAGGAGGACGGGCUAGAGGACAUGACCCAGCUGGAGGACCUCCAGGAGGCCGCAGUGCUGAGCAACAUCCGGACACGGUUUGAGCGGCAGCUCAUCUACACCUACAUCGGCAGCAUCCUGGUGUCGGUGAACCCAUACCGACUCUACAACAUCUAUGGGACAGAGCAGGUGCUGCAGUAUGAAGGCAGAGCACUGGGCGAGAACCCACCGCACCUCUUUGCCAUCGCGAACGUCGCCUACUCCAAAGUGAUGGAUGCCAAACACAACCAGUGUAUCGUCAUCAGUGGGGAGAGCGGCUCCGGGGGGCCGGAAGCCCCCAAGCUGAUCCUGCGCUACCUGGCAGCCGUCAGCCAGAAACGCAGCACUGCCCCGCAGAUAGAGAUCCUGGAGGCGACCCCCUUGCUGGAAUCCUUCGGCAAUGCCAAAACCGUGAGGAACGAUAAUUCCAGCAGGUUCGGGAAAUUUGUGGAAAUCUUUCUGGAGGACGGCUUGAUCUGCGGUGCCAUAACCUCACAGUACCUGCUGGAGAAGUCCCGUGUGGUCUUCCAGCCCAAGAGCGAGCGCAACUACCACAUCUUCUAUGAGAUGCUGGCAGGGCUGCCCUCCCACCAGCGGCAGCGGUACUGCCUGCAGGGCGCCGAAACCUACUACUACCUGAACCAGGGUGGGAACUGUGAGAUCCCCGGCAAGGAUGACGCGGAGGAUUUCCGUCGGCUGCUCAACACCAUGGAGGUGCUGAGCUUCAGCGUGGAGGAGCAGAACAGCAUCUUCCGCAUCCUCUCCUCUGUCCUCCACCUGGGCAACGUCUAUUUUGAAAAAUACGAGACUGACUGCCAGGAGGUUGCCACGGUGGUGAGUGCCACGGAGAUCCGGACGGUGGCUGAGCUGCUGCAGGUGUCCCCCGAGGGUCUGCAGAAAGCCAUCACCUUCAAGGUGACGGUGAGUGCGGGUGCUCUGCUCAUCUGCCCCCUUCCCAGGGAUGCCAUUGCCAAGACUCUCUACUCCCUGCUCUUCGGCUGGCUCACAGACCGCAUCAACAAGCGGGUGUACCCGCGGCAGGAGGCCCUCUCCAUCGCCAUCCUGGACAUCUAUGGCUUCGAGGACCUCAACUUCAACAGCUUCGAGCAACUGUGCAUCAACUACGCCAACGAGUACCUGCAGUUCUUCUUCAACAAGAUCGUCUUCCAGGAGGAACAGGAGGAGUACCUCCGGGAGCAGAUUGAGUGGAAGGAGAUCCCCUUCAGCGACAACCAGCCCUGCAUCGACCUCAUCUCCCAGAAGCCCUACGGUAUCCUCCGGAUCCUUGAUGAUCAGAGCUGUUUCCCCCAGGCCACCGACCACACGUUCCUCCAGAAGUGUCACUACCACCAUGGGAUGAACCCACUGUACACCAAGCCGAAAAUGCCACUGCCUGAGUUCACCAUCAAGCACUAUGCAGGGAAGGUGACCUACCAGGUUCACAAGUUUUUGGAUAAAAACUAUGACCAGGUCCGCCAGGAUGUGCUGGACCUUUUCAUCAGCAGUAGGACCAAGGUGGUAGCCAACCUCUUCUUUGGUCAUGCCCAAGUGGUGGCCCGGCAGAGGAGCCUGAUCAGGAGGAGCAGCACCAGAACACGGCGGUACAAGGCCCCCACCGUGGCUGCUCGGUUCCAGCAGUCGCUCCUGGAGCUGGUGGAGAAGAUGGAGAGGUGCAACCCCUUCUUCGUGCGCUGCCUCAAACCCAACAACAAGAAGGAGCCGGGGCUCUUCGAGGCUGACGUGGUUAGCAGCCAGCUGCGGUACUCAGGGAUCCUGGAGACCAUCCGCAUCCGCAAGGAGGGCUUCCCCAUCCGCAUCCCCUUCCUCGUCUUCAUCGACAGGUACCGCUGCCUCGUCGACAUGUGGUCCAAUGUCAUUCCAAACGGGUCCAACUGCGUGGAGAUGCUGAGGAACCUCUGCCCCGUCAACCCCAGCAUGUACUACGUCGGUGUCAGCAAGCUCUUCCUGAAGGAGCAGCUGUACCAGGCGCUGGAGAGCAAGCGAGCCCGUGCCCAUCACCUGGCCGCGCUCACCCUCCAGCGCUACGCUCGCACCUUCUUCAUCAAGAGGCGCUUCCGCUCCCUCCGCCGAAAGAUUGUCCUCCUGCAGAGCCGGGCACGGGGCUACCUGGCAGCGGUCCGGCGCAUGAGGCACACGCUCAUCAAGUUCAGGUCGCUGGUGCACAUCUAUGUGAACCGUCGGCGGUACCUCAAGAGAAAGGAGGAUGCCCGCCGGCGGGCGGAGGAGGAGAGGGAGAGGAUGAAGCAGGAGCUGACGAGGAGGGAGGUGGUAGACGUCACCCAUCUGGAGAUCCCGGCAGAGCUGAUGGGGCUGCUGGAAGCUGCCGUGAACGCCGGCUGUGUGGUCCUGGUGCCACCACCGGUGCUGCAGCCCGACUCCAAGCUCACCCUCCCGCUUGACAUCAAUGACUACCCCAUGGCCAAGUACGUGCGGGGCCACUUCCAGGAGCCAGCAUUCGGGAUGCUGACGGCCCCGCUGGCAGCCCCCCUCACCCGGCUGGACGAGGAGCUGUGCCAUGAGGCUCUCAGCCUCUUCCAGCUGAUCCUGCGGUUCAUGGGGGACCCGGGGCUGGGCGGCCCACAGGAGACCCUUUUUGGCAACUACAUCGUGCAGAAGGGGCUGUCGGCACCGGGGCUGCGGGACGAGCUCCUGGCACAAGCCGCCAACCAGGUCUGGCGUAACACCAACGUCAAAGCCUGCCUCAGCGCCUUCCCCCCCUCUGCCGCCUUCGACAAGUAUCUGCUCAAGUUUGUCUCUGACUACGCCUUUGCCGGCUAUAAGCCGGUGUGCCAGCGCAAGCUGAUGCACGCCAUGGCGCGGUCGCAGCUGGGUACCGCGGCCGCCCGCACCUUCCCGCCCUCGCUGCUGGAGUGGACGGCGACAGGAGGUGACCGGCAGGACCCGCUCACCGCCCAUCCCUCCCCAGGCGACCAGUUCUCCUGCCCCAUCCACUCCUGGAGCACGGGCGAGGACCUGGCAGGGGAUGUCCUGAAGCACAGGGGCCUGGUGGAGGGCUGGCGUGGCUGGUCUGUGGCCAUGAAGGCGGGUGCCCAGUGGGCCGAGCUGGCUGGCCACGACUAUGUCCUGGACCUCGUCUCUGACCUCGAGCUGCUCCGGGGCUUCCCCAAGCAGAAGUCCUGCUUCCUUGGCAGAGCAGCGGAGGGGACGCCAGCCCGUGUCCCCCAGCCCCGGCCCUACUCGCAGAAAGCUGCACCCGUGGGCCGGCGGUGGCCAGGUGAGCUGGUGCAGCAUUCCCGGCUCAACUCGGAGCACUUCCCACGGCCCACGCAUGACAUCCGCAACAUCAUCCGGCAGUGCCAGCCAGCCCCGCGCGGGUCCCAGCCCCCCAGGUACCCACUCAGGCUUCUCCUCUCUGCAGAUGUGUACACUGGCCCUGAUGUCGGGGUGCGGGUGAUGCUGGGGGUACAGGUGAUGCCAGGGUGCAGCAAGCUCUUUGGAAAGAAGCUGGACCCCCAUGAGGAAGCCAUGCAGAUCCUGAAGGAGCAGCUCUCGGCAGCUCGGGUCCCAGCGGCUGUGGUAGGGAUGUGGCUGCCCCCAUGUUCCCCAAACCGGGCCGUGGGAGCUGCUGGCCACAACUGCAGCCUGCUCUCUGCCUCGCAGGGGCCCAAGGAGGCGGUGGCCACGGGAUGUGGCAGGGCUUUCCGUCCCUUUGCAGUCUCCAUCUCGCGGGAGCUCCCAUCCGAGGGGCAGCAGGUCCAGACCCAGCUGCACCGGAGCAGCAGCGAGGAUUUCUACACCUACCACAACGUGCCCUGGAAAAUUUACAUCCGCAAGGAGGUUUUCUACCCCAAGGACAGCAUCAACAACCCGCUGCUGCUCGACCUCAUCUUCCGGCAGAUCUUCAAUGAUACGCUCUCCGACACCUGCAUCCGGAUCAGCCAGGAGGAGCGGCUCCGCUUGAAAUCCCUCUUCGCGGAAAACAAGCUGGACUCCUUCAGCCCCGUGGCCACCGAGAGUGUCAAGAGGGAGAUCAUCGCCGCAGCCCGUGACGACUGCGAGGUGUAUUUCUCCCGCCUCUUCCCCGCCACGGGCAGCGUGGGGACAGGCGUGCAGAUCCUGGCCGUGUCCCACACCGGCAUCAAGCUGCUGCGGCUGGUGAAGGGCACCAGGGAGCAGCUGCGGGUGCUGCGGGCAUACAGCUACACCGACGUGCUGUUCGUGACCACCCCGUCCAGGAACAUGCUGGAGUUCAACCUGCGCAGUGAGAAGCUCAUCCUCUUCUCCCCCAAAGCCCCUCAGGUCAAGGCCAUGGUUGACCACUUCAUCACGGAGCUCAGGAAGGAUUCCCAGUACGUGGUGGCUGUGAGGAACUACAGCCCAGAGGACGGGGGCCAGCUCAGCUUCCACAAAGGGGACAUCAUCCACCUGCAGCCGUUGGAGCGCCCCGAGAGAGACCACUACUAUGGCUGCGUGGUUCGCAAGAAGGUGAUGUACCUGGAGGAGCUGAAGAUGGGGACGCAGGAUUUUGGGUGGAAGUUCGGGGCCAUCCAUGGCAGGUCGGGGCUCUUCCCCACCGAGUAUGUCCAGCCCGUUGCAGCCCCCGACUUCGUCCAUUUACCAGCGGAGAGGAAAGAGGAACCCAAGGACAAGCAGGGCAAGGUGGCAUCUGUGGCAGCUGUGGCCGUGGCCGUGGCCUCCACCGCUGUGGCUCAGGAGCUGGACCGGAAAACCGAGGUGUCCCCUGCCAGCACCGCCUUUGUGGAGCAUCCAGAGGGAGAUGGCGGCGAACGGCUCGGGGCCGGUGCGGGGACCUGCCCCAUGCUGGCCUUCGCCCGGCGGUAUUUCCGCACGGCACGGCAUGGGACCACGGACUCCGGUGGGACGAGGGCCAAACCUGAUGUGCUGGAGAUGCUGAUGUUCACCAAGACCCCCAUCCAGGAGUCGCUCAUUGAAUUUGUGGAUGGUGGCAUCAGCAAACUGGCCACCGAAGCUUUCCAAGCCGUGAUGAAAUUCAUGGGUGACCACCCUCUGCGGGGACAGACGGAGCUGGACGCCAUCUGCACCAUCCUUAAGCUGUGCGCGGAUUAUGAAGUCCUGCGGGACGAGGUGUACUGCCAGAUCAUCAAGCAGGUCACCAACAACACCAGCUCCAAGCCGGACAGCUGCCAGAAGGGCUGGAGGCUGCUCUACAUCCUCGCCGCCUACUACAAGUGCUCCGAGGUUCUCCGGCCUUUCCUCCUGGCCUUCCUGCAGGAUGCUAGCAAGCACCCGGAGCUGCCCUUCCAGGGCAUCGCCAAAGCCUGCGAGCAAAAUCUGCGGAAAACCCUGCAGUUCGGUGGCCGCAGCCUCUUCCCCAGCAGCAUGGAGCUCAAGGCCAUGGUGGCCGGACGCAGCGCCAAGCGCCAGCUCUUCCUCCUGCCCGGUGGCAUCGAGAGGCACCUAAAGAUCAAGACGUGCUCGGUGGCUCUGGACGUAAUCGAGGAGCUGUGCAGCGAGAUGGGCCUGCAGCACCCGGAGGCUUUCGAUGAAUACAUCCUCUUCGUGGUGACCGACAGAGGGCAGAGCGUGCGGCCGCUGACCCGCCGGGAAUAUGUCCUGGACGUGGCUGCUGCCGGGCCGCGGAGCCACCAGCUCCCCCUCCUGUGCCGCCGCGUGGUCUGGAGCCAGCCCCUCAAGUUCGACAAUGAGCUCUACGUCACCGUCCACUACAACCAGGUGCUCCCCGACUACCUCAAGGGGCUGUUCACCGUCCUGCCGCCUGCGAGGCCGGGAGAGCAGCACUUCCCGCAUGUGGCCAAGCUGGCCGCCCUCCAGCACCGAGCCAAGGACCGCCACCACCUCCCUACUGCGCGGGAGGUGCAGGACUACAUCCCCCCGCAGCUCUUUCGCCUGCUGAAGGCCCAAUCCUGGCUCCACAUGGUGACCCAGCACAUGCAGCAAGCGCAAGCGCUCAGCGCCCACCAGGCCAGGGCACAGUUCCUGGGGCUGCUGAGUGCCUACCCCAUGUUCGGCUCGUCCUUCUUCUACAUCCAGAGCUGCAGCAACAACGCCAUCGUCUCACCCUGCAUCCUGGCUGUCAACCAGAACGGCCUCAACUUCCUCAGCAAGGAGACCCACGAGCCCAUCGCCAAGUUCUCGCUGAAGGAGAUCCAGUCGACGCGGACGCAGCGCCCGACGGCCGGAUCCAGCUACCCCUACGUGGAGAUCACGCUGGGCGACCUCCUGGCCCAGGGCAUCACCCAGCUGCAGCUGGAGCAGCACCCGCGGGAGCCCCCCGAACCCCCCUACGAUCGCAAGCGGCGGCACCAGGAGGACUCCGGCUCCGAGCCCAGCGACUACGAGGAGCAGAAGGAGGAGGAAGAAGCUCGGAAAGUCAAAAGCGGCAUCCGCCAGCUUCGCCUCUUCAGCGCCGAGGAGUGCGCCAAGAUCGAGGCUCGGAUCGAGGAGGUGGUGUCCCGAGCGGAGAAGGGGCUCUACAAGGAGCACACGGUAGAUCGGGCCCCGCUACGGAACAAGUAUUUUUUUGGGGAGGGCUACACCUACGGGUCUCAGCUGCAGAGACGAGGCCCCGGCCAGGAGCGCCUGUACCCGCGGGGAGAGGUGGACGCCAUCCCUGAGUGGGUGCACGACCUGGUGAUCAGGAAGCUGGUGGAGCACCGGGUGAUUCCCGAGGGCUUUGUGAACAGUGCCGUCAUCAACGACUACCAGCCGGGGGGCUGCAUUGUCUCCCACGUGGACCCCAUCCAUAUCUUUGAGAGGCCCAUCGUCUCCGUCUCCUUCUUCAGCGACUCGGCGCUCUGCUUCGGGUGUAAAUUCCAGUUCAAACCCAUCAGGGUCUCGGAGCCCGUUCUCUUCCUGCCCGUGAAGAGGGGAAGCGUCACGGUGCUCAGUGGAUAUGCAGCCGAUGAAAUUACACACUGUAUUCGACCACAGGACAUCAAGGAAAGAAGAGCCGUCAUCAUCCUUCGAAAAACAAGACUAGAUGCGCCUCGAUUGGAAACAAAAUCCCUGAGUAGCUCUGUGUUGCCACCAGGUUAUAACUCUGACCGUCUAUCAGGAAGCAACCGGGACCAGAUCCUGAAACCAAAGCGGUCCCAUCGCAAAGCAGAUCCUGAUGCUGCUCACAGGCCACGGAUUCUAGAAAUGGAUAAAGAGGAAAACAGGCGCUCAGUCCUCUUACCAAAACAUAGGAGACGGAGCAACUUCAGCUCUGAGAACUAUUGGCGAAGGUCUUACGAGUACACGGAGGACUGUGACGAGGAAGAGGAGGAUGGCAGCCCAGCCAGGAAAGUUAAAAUGAGGCGACACUGAGGAUUGCACUUUCCAGGCUUGUGGAGCUGAUGAGAUUGGCCUCUAGUCUGUGAAAACUUUCUCCUCCCUCUGGCUAUCUUCCAUCUAGCUUCAGUUUUGGUUUUUCCUUUCAGGCUGAAGAGUAAACAGGAAGGAUCUAGCAAUUUGUUUUUAUGAAUGGAGGAAUGCUGAGACAUACGUAAGGAUGGAACAUGUCCAGUGCACAUGGUGUCCUGAGUCAUGGGUCAAACGGGCAUCUCUCCCUUAGGAAGCAGAUAAAGUUAUGCCAGGCUGUCUGUUGGGAUUUCUUUUGAAAACACCAAAAAGUUUAACUGUUUCAUUGCGCAAGAUUCAAGAAUUGUAUUUUUGGGGUUUUUUUGCUUUAACUUUCUUCCUUUCCAAAUGUUCUAAAUAUGAUGUUUGACCCCAGGAGCUGAAACUCUCUGUGGUGGCCUCGUAUUCCUUGCUUCACCAAAGGGCUCCUUGGUCUGCU